Messenger RNA from Nannizzia gypsea CBS 118893, 600 nucleotides. RefSeq lists its product as hypothetical. The coding region runs from base 1 to 600 and encodes 199 amino acids. NCBI's taxonomy places the organism in Eukaryota, Fungi, Ascomycota, Eurotiomycetes, Onygenales, Arthrodermataceae. The record is from RefSeq and is a predicted model, not a curated record. The transcript is spliced from 2 exons.
AUGUUGGCUCAAAGACCGCUGACACCGCCGUACACGGCUCCGCGGGACCCGGAACCGACUCAAUACAAUCUUCCACGAGAGAAUGACACGCUCUUAACAGAGCUCUCAGGUCGUUGCAACACGUCUCUCCAAAGCACGCUCUCGAAACCUACAUUCCGGCGCCUCGCAGAAGAAGUGAUUUCGAAAAAUGUUGGCUCCAAAUCAACCAAAGAUACCAGGGACCUAGAGCCUCGCAUACAUUUCACCGUGUCCCAGGCCGCUCAGAAGCUCUCACAACAAGCUACUACCACCGUGAACGGGAUAUAUUUUGAGCUUACAAAACUUUUACCACAAAGACUACAGCCAUUUCUACUCAACUUUAUAGGGAAAGAGGCUAGUGAAGAGGAUCGGUAUACUUUUAUAAUCAAUGUGCUUCCAUGGGUAUUGAAGAAGCUACGGAAAUCCCCAUCACAAAAUGGAGUACGGAAACGGGGCCUACCAAGAAGAAGUCAACGCAUUGCUAAAAAGCAACGACAGAAGAAAGUUGGUGCCAAACGGGUGGAAAAAGCAUCGGCAGCACCAGCAAGUAAAAUAAAAAAGAGACAACAAAGAGGGAAAUGA